GACACAGAUUCCUGGACAUUAGAACUAGAAGACCUUUUUGCGACUCUCGGCAUUGAUGUAACACUUGAGUGUGGAAAUGAUCUCUUCCCUGCGUUCUUCAACAGUUGUGAGGCUAUACAAGACAUCAUCCAAGUAGCCAAAAAUGUUCUUGAUCACCAGAUAUUCGAUCAACAAGACUACACAGUAAUGCAUUCAAAAGGUGUCACAAUUUACACAUCGUCUUCGUUAUUGAAAGAAAUAACAGAAGCACAGCCAGAAAUACCGAAAGUUGCAGAUUAUUGCUUGAAUAAGCAUACACUUGGACACCCUUUUGUACUGAUCGUGGACAGAGAAAUGGAAUCAAUUCUGAAAAAAAGGAUAGAAUAUCCUCUGAUAUAUGUAAACAUGAUGUGUGUGUUAUUAUUGGGCACUUUAGAAGACGACACUUACAUUCCACCUAUGCGCAACAUUUUCAUUAAGUACGCCACCGUUUCAAACAUAUUAACAUCUACUGACGACAUUCUAGAACGUACCGCAUUUUCUGUUUUGACUGGGUUUGUGAAAAGAUUCAUGGCACUGUAUGGAAAUUUAGACGAACGAACUGAUGUAGAAAAGGAAACGAUGCUCUUUAUCUAUGCAUCUGCACGAAAUACGUACGCACGAAGCAAGGUGCCAAAUUGCGAAAGGCCUAGUAUACCGGAGACGAUAUAUCAAUACCCAGCUAACAUUGAUAGCGUGAAAGCUGACCUUCUUCUUAUAACAGGGGUGAUUGGCUGUUCAAAGUCCUGCGGAAAGAUUGAAGUAUGUAUUGAGCGUAAGGUUUUUGAGGAUGUUACGGUUAAAGUUCAACAAAUCGCAUAUGCAAAUAAUAUAAAUGUGAAAUGUGUCAGCUGCACGUUCACAAAAUACUUUUCUUCUGGAGAUAAAAUUGAUGUGAAUACAAAAUUCGGAACUCUAGGGGGAUUCGCACACAGGUAUCCUAAACCAUGUCAAGGUCAGAUGACAAAUGAACACAGUGCAGACGGGGAUCUUGAUGGCAAUCAAAGGAGACUUGCUGCUGUCACGGCUAAGCACAUGACAGCUGCGUGUGGACAUGGACGCAUGGAUCUUGUUGUUGAUGGUCAAAAAAUUGGACAUACAGACUUGAGAGAUUUAAAACAUGAUUUCGAUGUACUGCCUAUUGACGUUUACCAAAAAUACGAAAAGAACUGCGAUCUUCGAUUUAAAACAGAAAAAGGAAAACACAUGUAUGGCGUACUGAUAAACGAUGAGCUAAGACAAUGUUUACCAAAAAUGCCCGUGUUUAUAUGGGGAGCAAAAUCAUCACCUGGGUUGGGUAGAAUUGAAAAUAUAAUGGAUAUGUCUGAUGGAAUUUACAUAACAAUAACAGACCGCAAAGAGGGUUUUUCGUUUUCCAAACCGGGCGACAGUGGUGCUAUUAUAUGUGGAGAAGAUUUGAGAGAAAAUACUCUUUAUCCAAUAGCUGUUCUUUCAGGAGAGUUAGAAGGGUCAUCGCCACCUCGAUAUGUGGCUGUACUUAUGAAGGAAUCAUUUGAACAGUUAGGUAAAAUAUACGCGUCUGAGUACAAAUUAUGUAUCGAUGAAAGCUAAACAAUUAGAAGAACGUAAACAUAUUUUAUGUUCAUCUACUUAUUUGAUUUGCCAAUUAAUCAGGUUUUGUUAUUAUUUCAAAGUUGUUUAAUUAUAUACUGUGUCAUAUCAAUAGAUUUCGAUAAUUACAAGUGAAUAUACUUUAUGCUGAGUUGAUCUAGUAUCAAAACAUUCAUAUAUUCGUUUUCAGAAUCUAUGUAUAAUGGCCAAACUGAUAUCUUAUUACUUUAGAUCACACAUUAUUUUUACCAUGCCCCAACUGAUAUCUUAUUAUUGUAGUUCAAACUAGGUCAUACAUAAUAUUUACAUAAGAGAAAAUACAUAUUCACAUAAAAUAAUGUAUACAUAUAGAUACACUAUUGUUGUUAUUAUUAACAUAAUUCAUUCGUAUGCAACAAUUUAAAUUACUUCCCUUCAACAAUAUAAUCUUGAAUGUAUUGACGACUAUGACAUUUUACUUUGAAUUACUAUUUUUAUGCCCCCAGAUCAAAUGAUCAGGGGGUAUAUUGUUUUUGGCCUGUCUUUCUGUCUGUAUGUCUGUCUGUCUGUCAUUGUAUGUGUG
This is a messenger RNA of Dreissena polymorpha, 2152 nucleotides long. RefSeq lists its product as uncharacterized. Bases 187 to 1590 code for a protein of 467 amino acids. The record is from RefSeq and is a predicted model, not a curated record. The transcript is spliced from 4 exons. Lineage: Eukaryota; Metazoa; Mollusca; Bivalvia; Myida; Dreissenidae.